Molecule: messenger RNA, 2620 nt
Organism: Neopelma chrysocephalum (saffron-crested tyrant-manakin)
Lineage: Eukaryota; Metazoa; Chordata; Aves; Passeriformes; Pipridae
Product: SLAM family member 5-like
Exons: 11
Coding region: 94-1176 (360 amino acids)
Source: RefSeq, a predicted model, not a curated record
UGAGGGAGGAGCGGGGCGCAGGGCGGGACGAGCCGCCUGUAGCAAGGCGGGCGUGAGCUCCUUUCCCUUUGACUUCCGAUCGGGCGGGCAGCGAUGAGGCUGGUGGCAUGGCUCCUGUGCUUCGCGUCCCUCUUGGCGCUCAUCUACUCUAAGGAUGUGUUGUCUGGCAUCGUGGGAGAAAAUUUUACUUUUCCAGUAGAAAUAAAGCAAAGAAUAGAGGAUAUUACUUGGAAGAAAAACAAGGAUAUAGUGGCUGAAUGGGAUGGGCAAAACCCACCAACAUAUUUAACUCUUCUCAAAGGCAGGAGUGUGCUUAAGGAGAAUGGGAUUUUGACUAUAUUUAACUUGGAGAAGAGUGAUGCUGGCACAUAUGAGUUAGUCUUCCGGACUUCUGGGAAAGAUGGUUAUUUAGAAUUCAUUCUUGAGGUAUUAGAUCCCCCUUCAGAACCUAAAAUAAAUUGGACCACCAAGGGUGAUAACCUUGUGUUAUACUGUACAUCAGAUUUCCAGAGGCCUGUGAAUUACACUUGGAAGCUUGGUAAUGAUCAAGGCGGUCCUCAGAGCCAGGAAUUUUCCAUCCCUUUAAAGAAUAUUGAUGCUACCAAGAACGCUACAUGUUUCAUUACAUUCUCACAAACGAAAAGAAGCUCUGAAAUCUCUUUGAUUCAAUGCAUUUCAGAUAAAAAAGGAUACGGCUCUCACAAAAGAAACAGAAAUAUUCUUAUUGUGCUUUUUUUCCUCUUUAUACUACUUCUAGGAAUCCUAGUAUUCCUAGUAUUCCUGCGCACAAGAGGUAGAGCUAAAUUUGAAAGAGGAAGAGUUGCUCAGAAGAACAGUCCAGUGCAUGGCUCAGGAGAACAUGACCAACUUUUCUCUGUGGACAGCCAGGAACAGCAUGACUCAGACAGAGCUACAUUUUCACAACCUGUUCAUUGUGAGAACGAAAGGCCUGAAGCAGACGGAGAAUUGAACAAGGAGAACAGUGCCCUGAAAGACGAGCAGAGAGUUAACAAUGGUGUAAAUAAGGAAGAACUGUCUGCCAUGCAGAGCAGCACCCUGAGAUCCAACUGUGCAGUUGAUGAUGGUGUAACUGAGGAAGAACUGACACAGGUUGCAGAAGGUGGAAAUGAGGAGCACCUGAACAACUCUCUCAGUGAAGAAGAUCUUAAAUCAUAAGCAAAUAAUUGCUUUUUGGACCAAACAAAGAUGGAAGAGAAGCUGUAAAAUUCAGUGGUGAAGAAGCUGCUACCUCUUCCCUUGAAGGUCUUCCACAUGCAAUGAAGUUAUCAGAGCUUCAUAAAGAACCACUUUGAAGACUAGUUGAGCAGUUUCCAGUGCCUAUUUUUCUUUUCUCAGAAGGGACAGUCUCCUUUUCUAGUGUUAAAUGUGUGAAGAUAAAUAGGCUGAAUCAUGGAAAAAGUCUUUUGGAUUGUUUUGUAUGCAGUUUUUAGUACUCUACUAACACAGAAUGAAAGAGCUAAGGCCUAACUGCUCAGCUUUUUAUGCAAUUUUUGAUCAGUACUGUUUUAUAGUCAUAAGAAAGACAGCUCAUCCUUCAGCAGACCCAGAUGGAUGGAAAUUGCAUUUUCUGGUCUUGGUUAUGCAACAGGAACUCAGUGCUCCAGACAAAGCUGUCUCCUGGAGUUGGCAGAAGCCUGGCAAACUGAUCAUCUCCUGACAGUGGUUCACUUUGUGAUUAAACUACAUUUCAGUUUGAUGUUGCACUGGAAAAAAGUUGCACUACUAUUAGCAGUGGUUUAUUUUUUAUCUAAAGUUUUUUAUAAUUUUUGCACGAUGUUACCUUUCAUUUUUCUCCUCGUUUCAGCUUAUGCCCAUUAUCUUCCAUUCUCCCAACUGGAACUACUGUCUCCGUCUUCUUGAUGAUCAGUUUAAUGAUCAGUAAGUAUGGGAAGGAUGCUGCUAGGCACCCUCCCAAAGCCUACUCUUCUCCAGGCUUGAACAAGUACAGCUUGUUCAAGCUGUACUUCAGCUUCUCCUUCUUUGCAGGACAAGUGCUCUGACCAUCUUGGUAGCCCUUCACUGAACUUGCUCCAAUUUAAUUGAUCUCUGCCUUCUUGAAGGGGUCUAAAACUGUAUGCAGUAUUCUAAAUGCAGUCUAAUCAAUGUGUGCUGAGUAGAGGGGGAUAAUCACUACUCUCAAUCUACUGGCUAAGCUCCUGUUAAUACAGACCAGGGUGCUGUUGUCCGCCUUUGCUGCCAGGGAACACUGCUGGCUCAUGUUCUACUUGCUGCUUAUUGAUGUCUCUCUGCUUCUUUUCAAAAGAACUGCUCCCAUGCCAGCCACAUCCUGGCUUGUAUUAUUGCAAGUGGUUCCUCUUUCCAAGAGCUUUACGUUUGUCCUUUUUUAAUUUUAACUUGUCUAGGUCUCUCUGUCGGGCAGUCCUUUAGUAUGUUGACUGUUUGUCCACAAUUUGGUGUCAUCUGCAAACUUGACUUAAAUAUUAUCUAGUGCCAUGGACAAGGAUGUCAUUCAGUAGACCAGGUUGCUGAAAACCCCACCCAACUUCACCGUGAACGCUGCCAGUGAUGGGGCAUCCACAACUGCUUAGCCAAGCUGAAUCUUCUGAUUUGCCUGCGUAUUUUCCUGACUAUCAGCAUG